This is a messenger RNA of Penicillium canescens, 846 nucleotides long. RefSeq lists its product as uncharacterized. Bases 1 to 846 code for a protein of 281 amino acids. The record is from RefSeq and is a predicted model, not a curated record. The transcript is spliced from 2 exons. NCBI's taxonomy places the organism in Eukaryota, Fungi, Ascomycota, Eurotiomycetes, Eurotiales, Aspergillaceae.
AUGACUUUCAGGAUACCGCAUGAUAGAACCACAUUCCUAUCUCCAAUCUUGGAUCUCAUCGCGGGCACAGAACGGACCUUUGUCUACGCACCAAGCGGUUGUAACGACUCCAAGUAUGAAGGCCGGGAGAUGGCCGAUUUGCUAGUCAAGCAAUAUCCGCCACUGUUCCACGCAGCCACGGACAUCCCGUCAUUUGUGAAAGCAUUGACAAUAAUGAGCGGAUUGCGACUAUCUCUGAAAAUUUCCUACAAGGAUCAGCAGCCCAGCCAUCGCUAUCGCCGAAGUGUAGUGGACUAUGCACUAAACCACUUGAAAUUCCCCCAUGCCUAUCUCGGCAGUUUCACAUCCCUGCAACAAUUAUUCUUUCACUGGGAUGGUGAUAGGGGCCUGUCGCCCCUGUCGCUCGCGACAGAGUCAAGUUUCAGCGAUGCAGUCAAAGCAAAGCGAGGCCCGGUUUGCCCUCGACACCCUGAGAAGCUGUUGCGACAACCGCAAUUCGCGUCUCUCAUCCAAGAACACAGACUUUCCUUACGGGAGUUCAAUUACAAGAACGUAGUUUUGCACAGCGGUGCCUGGGACGAUGCGCUCGCGCCAUUAAACCGACUCCGCGGCAGCGAGGGUUGGAAGCAGAGACAAGACGAGAACGUCGUCGAUGUGCCGAUAGUGUUGAGCCCAGUUGGGAUCAGUCAAAAGCAGUUGCAGAGGGUAACCAGUGCUCUACAGCAACAAAAAGGUACCGGGACCCUGAGGAGCCUGGCCCGAGCGAGAUCCGAGACCCGCGAACUGCUGUCGGGGAGGCCCGAUCAUAUGAAACGUCUGCUGCGUUCAUCAGUGUUCUGGCGAUGA